AACUACGGGAGUUGCUUCAGCCGGGCGGAGCCUCUUCCAUACUACCCCAAAAUCAUCGGCCCCAGCGGCGCACAUGGGAGCGCAGCAUGGCCUACAUGGCCUCCCCGCCCCAGUCGCCGAACUGGAUCGAGGAAGUCGAUUUGGUUCAGACCGCCAGCGCUGUGAAGGAGCAGUUUCAGCUCUUCGAUGAUCAGGCCACUGGCACCAUCGGAAAGGAUGACCUCCGCCGGGUCAUCGAGAGCCUCGAACAGUUCGCGCCCGAGGAGAUCGACAGGAUUCUCAAGGUGGCCAACACCAGCGGCGGGGAUAUUUCCUACGAGACAUUCAUCGAUUGGGCCUUCAACAGCGCAAAGGCCUUGGAGCAUCGGAAGAACCGACUGCGACAGGUGAAGCUCUUUCAGAACUUCGGUGAGCUGGAGAUCGAGGAGUGCGCCAAAGUGUUGGAGCUGACCAACUUUUCAGCAGGGGAGGAGAUCAUCCGCGAAGGUGAGGAGGGCUUCGACUGCUUCAUUGUGGAUACUGGAGAAUGUUAUGCCUCCAUUGAAAUCAAUGGUGAAAGGAAGGAAGUCCUCAAGUACGAGCCGGGCGGCUUCUUUGGCGAGCGGGCGCUGCUGAGGAAGGAGGGCCGUGCUGCCACGGUGAGUGCACGGAGCGACGUGAAGCUCCUCAAGCUCAGUGCUGAGGAGUUCGUCUCGAUGAUUGAAGAACGAGACCACAAGGAGAAUUUAAUUCGACACAUCAAGGAGUUUGACAUCCUGACCGAUGCGCAGGUGGCGCUCCUGGCCGGGGCACUGGAGCGACGUUGGUUCGACCAAGCGGACGCCUUGAUCUACGGGCAGGGCGAGGAGAGCAACAACUUCUAUAUCCUGGAGGAGGGCGAUUGUGUGGCCACCAUCCAACUGGAAGAUGGACAAGAGAUUGAGGCCAAGCAAUACACCCAGGGGCAAAUCUUUGGCGAGCAGGCGUUGCGCUCGGGCGGGCCCCGACAGAGCUCGGUGACCACGGUAGACACGGUGAAGGUCUUGAUGCUGAGCCGGGAGGAGUUCGAGCGAAAGCUGGGCAGAUGGAGCGACCUGAAGGCCGCGGCGGAGGAGGCCGACCCACGGCGCUUGAUGGCCGACUUCUAUCGCCUAGGUGACUCCCGCGGGCCGCGGGGCUCCUUGGCUGGAGAGGAGCCCGAUCCCAAAGAGGCCACCAGGUGGUUCGCGGUGUACCGGCCCUGCAGCUCGGACUCCAUCCGGAAGAUGUAUGGCAAGGUGGGCGUGGGCAAAGGCCUCAACGUCAAGGGCAAGUCGGCCAAGAAGAACCGGCUUUCCGGUUUUGUCCCCUUCAUCCAGAUCAGUGACAACAACCACACGAAGGAAGUGGAGGACGCUCCUCGUGAUGCCCGCACCAAAAUCUUCUUCCGGAACAAGCUGGCGCGCGAGCAAGCCGAGAAGUCCUUGGACAAGGUCCUCAAAGAGGCAUCCUUGAAGAUCGACGAUCCAAGUGUCAAGGUCAUCUCGGAUUACGAGCCACAAAGCUGGGGUUUGGAUGUGCCAGAGCCUCUCAUGAAGGAGGCUUACAUCAUGAGACCCGAGCUGUCGCCCAUGGUGGGCUGGGAGACUGGACGCCAGUCGGAGCCUGCCUUCAUGGACAUGAACCUCCACUCCACCAGGGGCAACUCGACACCCGAGGUGGUUCUGUAUCAGUACGACUUAGCAGAUCCCAUGAACCCCUUGGGCCUGCUGGUGGCCUAUGCCGAAGCGCAUGUGUUGCCCGUGGUCAGCGACUUUGACACCUUCCUGGUGGGCAGCCACGGGAUGGAAUACUCUCCGCUUCCUCCGGAGCAGAAGGAGCUGAUGCAGUGGUGCUUAGACCACACGGCGGACAUCAUCGGAAUGCCUCAACGAAAAGCCUGGACAGCUCGCUGGCUUGAGGUUUUGAAGGAGGAAGCCAGCACCAAAGGGAAGACGGUGGAGAUCCCCAAGUUGGGCUUCGGCGAUCCCACCUCGGUGAGGCUCAUCGGAGAGGUGGUUCAGGUGACCUCCUCCUGCGGGGCCAUCCGACAUGGAGCGGAAUGCUUCAACUUCUAUUUUCCACAGGAAUUGGACGAUGACUUUAUGGUUGUUUGGGACGGCUUCGUGGAUCCGCCUUGGAGGCAACUCAAAGAGCCGGAGCUGCGGAAGUUCCUCAAGGAGCGUGCACGGGAGGGCUACUGCUUUCCAUUGAAUCCAGUGUGGCCAAUCCGCGACAAGGGCUGGUACGAGGUCCUGGAAACCUUGCGGAAAGGCCCCGAGCAGCCUGAGCUGCGUGAGCUGAAUCAGCGAUGCCUGGAAGGGUGGUUCACCAAGGAGGCCUUGGCGCGGAUCGACGAGAUCCACGGCGACUUCCCCGAAUGCUUCACCCAGUCCAAGAUGAAGCGGAUGGCCUCCACCAUCGCCAACAUCCAGGACGUCACUGGUGAGGAAAUGGUGGACUUCGCAAAUGAGGAGGUCCGGAAGGUGGUGAAGGCCAGGUGGAAGAGGGUCCGCAGCUCAUUAAUGUUGAUGGCCCGGAUGAUGAAGAGCUUGCCGGAAGAGGAUCAUGCCAAAGUGUUGGGCAAUGAGACUUAGCAGGUCGAUGGCGCAGCCAUGCGCAGCCCGUCGGACACGUCGAACGAAUGGCAAGUGGCUCGGGCACAGAGAUUUUUAACAUGAUUAUAUCAUAUGAAAAUGAUUAGCGCAAGAAAUUGUUUAUAAUAUCCCUACCCCCUUACCCAUGGAUUUGAGGGCGGG
Molecule: messenger RNA, 2756 nt
Organism: Durusdinium trenchii
Lineage: Eukaryota; Dinophyceae; Suessiales; Symbiodiniaceae
Source: the annotation of a GenBank genome assembly